Solanum lycopersicum (tomato) is the source of this 678-nucleotide messenger RNA. The record is from RefSeq and is a predicted model, not a curated record. Lineage: Eukaryota; Viridiplantae; Streptophyta; Magnoliopsida; Solanales; Solanaceae.
AUGGCGGCUAAGCUACGAUUCAAGUGCACAAACAACAUGGCUGAGUAUGAAGCUUGCAUUCUCGGUUUGAAGAUGGCCGUUGACAUGAAUGUUUACGAGUUACUGGUUAUUAGGGAUUCAGACCUCUUGAUUCACCAUGUUCAAGGAGAAUGGGUUGUGAAGAACCCGAAGAUUGUACCUUAUGUACAAUAUGUGCAAAACCUUUGUAAAAGGUUUCGCAAGAUCGAGUUCAGACAUACUCCCCGAGUACAGAAGGAAUUAGCUGAUGCUCUUGCCACCAUCGCUUCAAUGAUCAAACAUUCGGACGCUGAUUAUAUUGACCCUCUGGAUAUAGAUUUGAAGGAGCAUCCCAGAUACUUAGAGUCUGGGACAUAUCCAGAAGAUGCUACAUCUAAUCAAAAGAAAUCGAUACGUCGUAUGGCUCUAAAUUUCUUUUUCAAUGGAGAAGUCCUGUAUAGGAGGACUCCAGAUCUGGGUCUUUUAAGAUGUGUAGAUGCUGCUGAAGCUAUGAGGCUUAUUGAACAGAUACAUGCUGGAGUUUUUGGUACACACAUGAACGGGCUUACUUUAGCAAGAAAGAUUCUUCGAGCCGGCUAUUUCUUGAUGACUAUGGAGAACGACUGUUUACAUCCCUACUCUUUCGAAAUAGGGCGAAACGUCGCGGCAACUCGAAAAUAA